GUGUUAAUGGCAAAUUUUAUUGUUAUAAUUAUACGUUAUAUAUCGAUAUUAUUAUUCUAAAAAAAAUUAAUGUGAAUUCACGGUGGGGAUCUUGAUACGAGUUUCAUUAAUUUAAGCAAUGGCGGCGAAUUUUAUUAAUUCGACAACGAUACUAAUCAACGACGUCUACGAUUAUUAUCUUUGGACUCUCUCUUUGGCAGAUGAAAGAACGAGAGGAUGGUUGCUAGUCGAUUCACCAAAACCAACUUUAAUAUACACGAUGUUGUAUUUAAUGAUUGUUUGGGCUGGACCAAGGGCUAUGAAAAAACGAAAAGCAUUUAAACUCACUUGGGCUCUCGUCCCUUAUAAUCUUGCCAUGGCUUGUUUAAAUGCAUACAUUGCAAUACAACUUUUCGUUGCAUCUACGAGGUUACGAUAUAGUUAUGUGUGUCAACCGAUUAGACAUAUAACGCGUCCUGACGAAAUGCAGAUCGCGCACGCAGUAUGGUGGUAUUAUUUCAGUAAAUUAUUAGAAUUCUGUGACACCUUUUUCUUCAUAUUACGUAAAAAAGAUAAUCAAUUGAGUUUCCUGCACGUUUAUCAUCACUCAACGAUGUUCUCACUUUGGUGGAUCGGAAUCAAAUGGGUUCCAAGUGGAUCCACUUUUUUACCAGCCAUGGUAAACAGUUUCAUCCACGUGUUAAUGUAUUCCUAUUACGGAUUGGCUGCUUUGGGCCCAACAGUUUCGAAAUAUCUUUGGUGGAAGAAAUAUUUGACGAUUCUUCAAUUGAUCCAAUUUACAACUGCUUUGAUACUCGGUAUCAAUGGUAUUCGUUCGGGUUGCGAUUUUCCACUUUGGAUGCAAUACGCACUUGUCAUUUACAUGAUCUCAUUCAUCGUUCUAUUUGGAAACUUUUAUGCUAAGGCCUAUAUCGCCAAG
Polistes canadensis is the source of this 919-nucleotide messenger RNA. RefSeq names its product elongation of very long chain fatty acids protein 4-like. Gene Ontology annotation, biological process: fatty acid elongation, polyunsaturated fatty acid; fatty acid elongation, monounsaturated fatty acid; fatty acid elongation, saturated fatty acid. The record is from RefSeq and is a predicted model, not a curated record. Lineage: Eukaryota; Metazoa; Arthropoda; Insecta; Hymenoptera; Vespidae. Gene Ontology annotation, cellular component: endoplasmic reticulum membrane. Gene Ontology annotation, molecular function: fatty acid elongase activity.